Messenger RNA from Trifolium pratense (red clover), 996 nucleotides. RefSeq lists its product as uncharacterized. Lineage: Eukaryota; Viridiplantae; Streptophyta; Magnoliopsida; Fabales; Fabaceae. Bases 1 to 996 code for a protein of 331 amino acids. The transcript is spliced from 2 exons. The record is from RefSeq and is a predicted model, not a curated record.
AUGAUAGUUGUAUUGAAUACACAUAUUCGCAAUGGCAUGAAGUUGAGUGAUGUCAUGAUCGAGCAGUCAGCUUUUGUGGAAGGUAGAUCGAUUCUUGAUAAUGCCCUUAUUUCCAUAGAAGUUAUCCAUGCUUUGAAGAGGAAGACUCAGGGUCGAAGAGGUGAAUUGGCGCUGAAGAUUGAUAUUAGUAAGGCCUACGAUAAGGUAGAUUGGGGUUUUCUCCCCGGGGUUCUGACUAAGAUGGGUUUUACUGAAGUUUGGAUUUGGUGGGUUAUGAUGUGUGUUAGUUCAGUUAAUUACUCGAUACUUAUGAAUUAUGAACGAGUUGGCCCUAUUUCACCAAGUCGAGGAUUGCAGCAAGGUGAUCCGCUUUCUCCUAAUUUAUUUAUUCUAGUGACCGAGGGAUUAACUUCUCUCAUUCACCAAGCUGUUGGAAGGGGUGACCUUCAUGGUGUGAGGAUUUGUCGUGGUGCUCCAGAGGUUUCUCAUAUUUUAUUUGCAGAUGACUGCUUCUUUUUUUGUAGGGCUAAUGUAGCUGAAGUGCAUGAACUUAUGAGAAUAUUACAUACUUAUGAACAAGCUUCGGGUCAGGAAAUUAAUUUAGCAAAGUCUGAAGUUUUUAUUAGUCGGAAUAUGUCUCCAGUAGAUAAAGAAGAACUCUCUCGCAUUCUUGGUGUCAAACAAGUGUUGGGUACUGGUAUAUAUCUUGGAUUACCUUCUAUGAUUGGAAGAAGUAAAAAAACAAUUUUUUCCUACAUCAAGGAUCGUAUUUGGAAGAAAAUGAAUUCUUGGAGAGGGUGUGCGUUGUCAAAGGCCGGUAAGGAAGUAAUGAUAAAAUCGGUUCUUCAGGCGAUACCCUCCUACAUUAUGAGUAUGUUUAUUCUUCCUUCCUCACUUAUUGAUGAUAUUGAAAAAAUGCUAAAUGCGUUUUGGUGGAGUGGCGGUAAUAAUAAUAAUAAUAUCAAUAAUAAUAAAAGUAUUCAUUGGUUAGCAUAG